AUGUCAGGAAUUAUCGACGAGUUCAGCUUCAAGCACCCGCAGAACCAAAGCUGUGGGCCUUCGAAACGAUUGGUUCCAUUGGCCAAAGCGGACUCCAAGUAUACAGAGAUCUCCAGGACUUUCAAGAAAGGAUGGAAACAUCCUAAGAAGAAACGACCUCAUAUUUAUUCAAUAUUCCGAAUCACAAUUCCAGACCACAUUCUACGCCCAUUCCAUCACUAUCGAGCGAGAGUUGCAGCUGCUCCAGGGCUUGCAGGGAGGGUGAAGAACCCCGCGAACGAACAGCUACUGUUCCAUGGAACGACGCGUUGCUGUCUCCUUGGCGAAGACUCUCGAAGCACAAGGCUCUGCAGCCUCCCAGAGUGCAAUCUUUGCUGCAUUAUUCGGAUGUCUUUCAAUGUCAAGAAGUGUGGAUCCAAGCACCGGUUCAAGCGGUUUGGGAGAGGCAUAUAUACCACGACAUGCUCAUCUAAAGCAGACGACUAUACUGCCAACAUCGAACAACUGUCCAAUCUCCGCGUCAUGCUUGUGAAUCGAGUCGUCGUCGGCAAGCCACAUCGACGACAGAAGAAUGCAACCAGUCUAACCGAACCUCCGUGUGGUCAUCACUCGGUCAUUGGUGAGCCGGGAAUAGACCUCAACUAUGAAGAAACCGUGGUAUACGACAACGACGCCAUUCGCCCCGCGUACCUGAUCGUAUAUGGUGAUCCCCCUCCUGAAACGGAAUCCAAGCUUCAAACUAUCAUUACGACCCUUUUCAAGACACCCUUGGCUACUUAA
Molecule: messenger RNA, 780 nt
Organism: Coprinopsis cinerea okayama7#130
Lineage: Eukaryota; Fungi; Basidiomycota; Agaricomycetes; Agaricales; Psathyrellaceae
Exons: 5
Coding region: 1-780 (259 amino acids)
Molecular function (GO): NAD+ poly-ADP-ribosyltransferase activity
Source: RefSeq, a predicted model, not a curated record